UUUUUUUAUAUUCUUCCUAUUUUACUGUUCUCUACAUACCUUUUUAAACUUUGUUUUAUUUUUUGUGUGUUGCAGAUUUUCAGAUUGGUAACUGUUAGGCACCAACUAAACCCAGUUAAGGCAAGGGACCAGUUUCCAGUGCUACUACAAGAAUAAAUAAGAAGAACCAACAAAGUCCUAUCACAAUUCAUUUGGCCUUAAUUGAUAGUUUUGUGGUCUAUUUCCAUGUUUAUUGUCAUAACUGCAAAGACAACUGCUGCUGCUGUUGCUGCUGCUGCUGCUGCUGCUGCUGCUGCUGCUGCUUUGGCUGAGAAAUAUGGCAGGAGUUGAUUUACAUGAUCUACAAAUGCAAGAAUUCCCACACAAUGUGAGGUUGGGAUUGAGGAAAUUAGAACAAAGUCUUCAAGGCAGUCCAGCCCCACAGAUAGCAAUUCUGCAGCAACACAUUAUUGAUGAUUUCAUUCUGAGCACUCAAAAUGCUGACAAAAAGAAAGGAAAAUCUUCCAAGAUCCAGUGCCAGCCCAUCAAUGAUCUAAUAGUGGUGCGGAUAUUGUGUGAACAUCUGACGACUUGCACUGAUCCUGCCGUACAUAAUGCCAUUGUCAUGCUGCUCUUCCAUCCAUCUCUCAUUGAUGUGUCUCCUCCUCAAGCCAGCAACGUGUUCCCAAUUACAAAAGCAACUAAUCCAUACUCUCGAACUCCUCAUGGUCCAAUCAAUAGCUACAGUAAUGCCACUGGUCCAAAUAAUGGAAAUCCUUAUUUUAAUGCUGGCAAUGCACAUAGUUUUAAUACAAGACAAUAUACACCUGUUAAUCCAUAUGGGUCUGCUCAUGAAAAAAUUAUUCCUGGCCAGCCAAUAAAAGGCAGCAGCAAUCCAUAUGCUCGCUCAGCUAAUUCACCGGAGAGCAAAAUAGCUAAUCGUCUCAACACUCUGUCGUCCUUGAUGUCACUAGCCGUCGCCACAAAAAAUGCUAAGGUUCUGGACCGGCUAGCUGUUUGGAUGCAGGAAGUUUGCUGCUUGAGUGGCUGGUGCUGCCAAGUUAGUAAGCGGCUCAUGGCAGAAUAUUGCUCAGUCCCGCAACUGAACAGUUCUAGCAAAGAAGGAGCAUCGGAAUCUCACCCGCUUGAUGACUUACCAACUACAUCACCCUUCUUCACCAGCUGCAUCAUCACUUCUUGGGCUGAAAUUUAUGCCAGACUAGGCAGCUCACCGCUGACAAGCUGUCGCAGGCCGCCGGUGUCAGUGCUGCGGCUGAUGGUGCGCUGGCUGACAUCAGCCCCUCCUGAGUUGCUGCUCACGCCCCUCACCAUCAGCCCCUCCACCACCUCCACUGGGGGACUCUUGGGCCCCUCUUCACCACCUUCCACCGUCACCGCACUUGCACCGCUACUCAGGUUGUGUGUGGAGGCGCCUUUCUUUCUACGCAGUUCUUCCCCGCCACGGAGCUCCCUACUUAUCAAGUCUAGCUCCACUGCCCGCGACGUCGAUGACGUGUUCAACAAGCGCACAGCAGAGGCAGGAAGCAGCGCUGAGGAGCAGGAGCUGUACAGUCGCCUGCAGCUGUGCCUGCUGCGCUGCCUCCAGUGCCUUCCAGCUGUACUUACGCCACCGCACGCCAACCACGUGCUGAGUUAUCAGCAAGUGACGGUGAUCAUGGAAGGUCUUUUGCUGCUGUUGGAUCCCGAGAAAAUGGACGUGGAUUGUGCGCCUGUGAACUGCGAGGUGCGCUUGCAGACCAAAGUCGAGGCCGUCAACAGACUUGCGCAAGUCAUCCUCGUGGCCAAGCGCUCGGGCGCGCUCUAUGGAUCGCCAGUUGAGCUCAACAACGCGCUACGCAGAUUGCCGAUCUACAAUAGACUCGUCAAGAUCCUUUUGACCUCGGAGCUCAGCUAAUUAUUAAGAUAUUAUUAAUAAGACUCGCUCCAGUUUAAGUAAUCGUCGAAGUAUUCACUUACUUACACACUAUGAGAAGACAUUUUGGUGUUGAUUAUUUUCUGUUACGCACUUGCUGAUAAGGUGUUUAAUUCGCUACACUCCCGCCACUACAACUUUUCUCUCGGUGAUCAGAUUAAAAUUUCGGUAAAGCUUAUAAAAAUUAAUGUACACAGAACCAAGUUCUCAGCGUUUCCAAUAGCUAUAUUAUCAAAGUGGUGAGACGUAGUCGCUAUUUCAUCAUAAUCGUUGGGUUUAAAAAUGCACAAUAUGCGCCAAAGUACAGUGACUCAAGAGACCCUCAUUUUUCUGUCUUACAUCCAGCUUUCUAUUCUUUAGGGCCGACGUGUGGUUAACAACUAAAUUACGAUCACUUAAUUUCAUAUUUCAAAACCA
This is a messenger RNA of Hyalella azteca, 2329 nucleotides long. RefSeq lists its product as uncharacterized. The record is from RefSeq and is a predicted model, not a curated record. The transcript is spliced from 9 exons. The coding region runs from base 317 to 1894 and encodes 525 amino acids. NCBI's taxonomy places the organism in Eukaryota, Metazoa, Arthropoda, Malacostraca, Amphipoda, Hyalellidae.